GUUUUGAAUCCACCUUCAAACGGACACGAACCGGCAGAAUAAAGCUCCCUUUCUUCUAAUAAUACUUUGAAGAUCAAAAACAUAUGAUGAAAGCUCACAUAGCGGCAUCACAAGCUUCGGUUUCUUUGUGUGCCUGUUUAGUGUUCUUGCUAAACAAUCUCCGAGAGAUCUAUUCGUAUUUUAACAAAAAACGACUUAAUUUCAGUAACAUGUAAUUCGUUACUUUCCAUCGCUGGGAGCAGAAAAUACCGCUAACAUCAAAAGGACGACAAAAAAAAUAAUAACAAUAAAUAUAAUAAUGUUCUGAUAUUAUUUGCAUUUAUAUAAUCAUUUAAUUGUCAUUUAUAUAAUUAAAUUGAAAUUUGACGAUUCUAUGUUUUUUACUUUGAAAUGAGUAGGUUUGUCAUUGUAUGCGACACUUGGAUUAGAAGGCAUGGAUAGUUUGCUUGUAUAGAGGAAGAUUGAAUAUGCUGACCUGCGACUGUAGUUUAUAUUUACUUUGCUGGAAGUGAAAGUGAAAGUCUGAGACUGCCUAUGCGGAAGGUAUAGACAGUUAGCAGCAAAUCAAAAUGAGUGCCAAGUUUUCAGAAGAUCAAUUCUCCUGUCCGGUGUGUUUUGAGAUCUUCAAAGAUCCAGUUCUCCUGCAGUGUAGUCACAGUGUCUGUAAAGUGUGUCUGGAGCAGUACUGGGAGACCAAAGGAUCCAGGGAGUGUCCAGUUUGUAGGACUAGAUCAUCCCAGACUCUUCCCCCAACAAACUUUGCUUUACGAAACCUGUGUGAAUCCUUCUUGAGGGAGAGAAAUCAGGAGACUUCACCAGUGUCUGAGACGGUCUGUAGUCUGCACAGUGAGAAUUUCAGUCUCUUCUGUCUGGAUGAUAAAGAACCGGUGUGUGUGGUGUGUCAAACUUCAAGGAAACACACCGACCACCAAUUCUGCCCCAUUGAAGAAGCAGCAAUUGGCUGCAAGGAGGAGCUCAAGACUAAGCUGAAGCUCCUACAAGAGAAACUGGAGAACAUUAAAGACUGCAAACUAAACUGGAGUCAAACUACAAAACAUAUACAGAUUCAGGCCCAAAACACAGAGCAUCAAAUUAAGGUACAGUUUGAGAAGCUUCACCAGUUCCUACGAGAUGAAGAGGAAGCCAGGAUCGCUGCAUUGAGAGAUGAGGAGGAGCAGAAAAGUCAGAUGAUGAAGGAGAGGAUUGAAAAGCUGAGCAGAGACAUAUCAACUCUCUCAGACACAAUCAGGGCCAUAGAAGAGGAGAUAAGAGCUGAAGACAUCUUGCUCUUACAAAACUAUAAGGCCACAGUGGAAAGAGCCCAGUGUGCACUGCAGCAUCCAGAGGAGAUUUCAGGAGCACUGAUCAAUAUGGCAAAACAUCUCGCCAACCUGAAGUUCAAAGUGUGGGAAAAGAUGCAGGACAUUGUCCAAUACAUGCCAAUAACACUGGACCCAAACACUGCUCAUCCUCUUCUCAUUGUAUCUGAGGACCUGACCAGUGUGAUAGUCAGAGAAGAAAAACAAGAACUUCCAGACAUUCCAGAGAGGCUAGAUGCUUGUUUGUGCGUUCUUGGCUCUGAAGGUUUUAACUCAGGGACACACUGGUGGGAUGUUGAAGUUGGAGAUUGUGGAGCCUGGUCACUGGGUGUGAUGACAGAAUCUGCUCAGAGGAAGGGUGAGAUCAACUCCAGGAGUGGACUCUGGUACAUAUGGUAUUAUGAUGGUAAAUAUGGAGGAGGUUCUACACCAAAUCCUCACAGUCUCAUUGCAGUAGAACAAAAGAUCCAGAGGAUCAGAGUGCAACUGGACUGGGACAGAGGAGCGCUGUCAUUCUCCAACCCUCUUACUGGCACACAUAUACACACACUCACACACACAUUUACAGACAAUUUACUACCAUAUGUAGCUGUUGGUUCUGAAACGUCUCCUCUGAAGGUCCUCCCACACUGAGUGCUAUGUAAAUGUUAAAUCGCUUAAGAUGCACAUAAAUUGUAAUGUUUUAUUGACCACAGCAACAAUCAUCUUUUGGGCAUUGUAAAUAUAUGAACAUUUUACAUUUUUAUAUUGUCAUGAUUAAUUACACAAAUAAAGCAAGUCUGUUGCGCCUCCUA
Molecule: messenger RNA, 2113 nt
Organism: Silurus meridionalis
Lineage: Eukaryota; Metazoa; Chordata; Actinopteri; Siluriformes; Siluridae
Product: zinc-binding protein A33-like
Exons: 6
Coding region: 570-1952 (460 amino acids)
Molecular function (GO): protein binding; zinc ion binding
Source: RefSeq, a predicted model, not a curated record